This is a messenger RNA of Funneliformis geosporum, 194 nucleotides long. Lineage: Eukaryota; Fungi; Glomeromycota; Glomeromycetes; Glomerales; Glomeraceae. The record is from the annotation of a GenBank genome assembly.
AAAGAAUAAUCUCUUAUUUACGUAAUGAAUAUCAAUCUAUUAAGGAAUCUGAAGAGUUUAUUACCAAUACUACAAGGAUAUCAGAUAAUUAUGAUUCAAAUUUAUUGGAAUCAAAUAAUUCUUUACUUAUAGAUAUAUUUGCAAAAAGUCAAAAUACUGAAAAUAAAAUUAAUGAAUAUCUUUCAUUACCACAA